Python bivittatus (Burmese python) is the source of this 4353-nucleotide messenger RNA. It is a transcript of the gene LRSAM1, whose product is annotated as leucine rich repeat and sterile alpha motif containing 1. Gene Ontology annotation, molecular function: protein binding. Gene Ontology annotation, cellular component: cytoplasm. The record is from RefSeq and is a predicted model, not a curated record. Lineage: Eukaryota; Metazoa; Chordata; Lepidosauria; Squamata; Pythonidae.
CAGGCCCGGGGCGUGGUUCCAGGAAGGGGGCGUGGCCGCUCCGCAGCCGUGCCCCUCCUCCCCUGUUUCUGGGCGUGGCUUAAGCAGCUGCUCUUGCAUUUCCCGUAUUUUCGCAUUUAGCCCCUUGGAGUUGCCUUCUCCCCUCUCCCCAUGAGCAGCGCCGUUGCUUGGGCUUCUGACACCCCCCUGGGCACUCUCUUCUGCCCCGACCCGGGCCCUCUCGCCAGCCUCCUUCCGCUGGUAUGACAGGCAGAAAUCCAGCUGCACCUGUUGAGUGCCUGCCUCGAUCCCUGCUCUCAGAGUGACUUUUGCAGCGCAUUUCCUUGGGAAUACAUUCAGCUGGAUGCCAUGGGGCUUCCUGGCAGGUUCCGAUCCUGCCUCAGCCGCCUUUUCUGCUGAACUGGGGUAAAUGGAAACAGGGAGCAAGAUGCUGCUUUUCUUUCGGAGAAGGAAGGCUAGCAGCGAAGCCCGUAAACGUCUCGAAUACCAAAUGUGUCUGGCGAAGGAAGCUGGAGCAGACGAUAUCCUUGACAUCUCCAAGUGUGAACUUUCCGAGCUUCCCUAUGGAGCCUUUGCAACCUGCAAAGUGUUGCAGAAGAAGGUGCUGAUUGCUCACACAAACUUUUUGACUUCUCUCAUCCCCAAAUCCUGCAGUCUGUCUAAUCUUGUAACAGUAAAGGUUUUAGAUCUACAUGACAACCAGCUGACCUCUCUCCCCGCUGAUAUUGGGCAAUUGGUUUCUCUUCAGGUUUUGAAUGUAGAAAAGAAUCUUUUGAAAGCCCUUCCAGACUCAACUGGGGAUCUUGCUCAGCUUCAGACACUGAAUUUGAAAGGUAAUGAGCUCAAGAAAUUGCCCUCCACCGUGGGGGGCCUGCGAAGUUUGCGAACUUUGGACAUCAGUGAAAAUUCGGUGCAGGAGUUGCCACAGGCCCUGGCUCACAUCCGAACCCUGGAGGCUCUGUCCCUGGAUGCUUCAGCCAUGAUUUACCCACCCAAUGAGAUCUGCAGCGCUGGCACGGAGGCCAUUCAGAGGUUUCUCUGUGAAAAAUUGGGAAUAGAAUACAACCCCCCCUCCCAGUAUUUACUCCCUGUGUUGGAAAGCGACGGAGGGGAGAUAUUGGCGGACGGGAUCCGGAGGACGGCCGGCAGAUACACAGAAGAUGAGGCCGAGUGGCAGAACAAAUUUCUAGACUAUGAGAAGCGAAAGGAGCAGAAGAUGCAAGAGAAGCUGGAAUUUGAGCGUUGGCUGGACCUGGAACAGAGAGAACAAGUCCACCUGAUGCAUCAGAGCCACGUCCAGAAAGGAGAAUUUCUCCAAAGCAUGAAAGAGGAGCAGAUGAAACUGGAGGAGGGCCUGACCCGCCAUCAGCAACGUCUGGGGGCAGAGCGCCUGAAGCUGCUGGAGCAGCUGAAGCAGAUGGAGCAGGGGGUGGCCGGUAGGAUCCAAAAACUGCUGGAAGAUAAUCAAAGGCAGAAACAGAGCUCCGAGAUCUUGAAAUCCCUAGAGAACGAUCGGAUCCGGAUGGAGCAGUUGAUGGCCAUUACUCAAGAAGAGACGGAGCAGCUGCGCCAGAGGGAAGUGGCCGCGGCCAUGAAACAGAUGUUGUCGGAGACCUACAAGAACAAGCUUCUUCAGGGAGCCUAUGAAUCACGCCGGCAGGACCUCGUCAACCAGACUUGCUCCAGCCUCGCCAAGAUGGAUGAGAAGUUCCAGCAGAUCCUGGCAUGGCAGCAGCUGGAUCAGAACAAAGCUAUCAGCCAGAUCCUGCAGGAGAGUGAGAUGCAGAAGGCAGCCUUUGAAGCCCUUCAGGUGAAGCGAGACCUCAUGCAUUGCCAGAUCAGAAACCAGAUUAAGUUAAUAGAGAGAGAGUUGCUGCAGCUCACCCAGUUGGAGUUAAAGAGGCAGCAGCUGGACACAGAGGCUCUGCAGGAGGCAAUUGUGGAGCAGCGACAGACUUUGAGUUAUCUGCUGCAGCAGCUGCUGAAGGAGAAGAAACAACGAGAAGAGGAGCUGCAAACCAUCUUGAGAGAACUGGAGGCCAAGAGUGAGACCAAGCAGGAAAACUAUUGGCUGAUACAAUACCAACGGCUGCUGGAUCAGAAACCUCUCUCUCUCAGGUUGCAGGAAGAAGGUCUGGAGAGGCAGCUAGUAAAGCUGUUGACGGAGCUCUCGGCAGAGCAGUACGUACCAAUCUUCGCCCAUCAUCGGAUAUCCCUUGAAACGCUCAGCUCCAUGGUCCCGGGCGACCUAGCCAAGAUAGGAAUCACUGAAUCCGGCUUGCAACGUGCCAUCAUCCGAAAAGCUCGGGAGAUACAAGCAGUUGCAGAAACGAUACCAGAACUCUUGAAACCAGCAGAAGUGGUGGAACCUUCUGCUCCCGAGUCCAGGGAAGAGCCCGCCAGCCCUGAAGGCCCAUCAGCUCCACCCCCAGAAGAGCAGCACUGCGAGUGUGUAGUCUGCAUGGAGCUAGAGGCCCAAGUGGUGUUUCUGAACUGCGGUCACGUCUGCUGUUGCCAGAGCUGCUCCGAGGCUCUGCACAGCUGCCCGCUGUGCCGGAAAGAGAUUGUGCAACGGAUCCGACUCUUCCACAGCAGCUAGCCUACUUGAGGAUGGAAGGGAGCAGGUUUUUCCUCUGGGGCAUCCCCUAGAGAAACUUGGAAUUUCAACCCUCAUCACAUUGCUCUUUGCACGCCUAUUUUUUUGUCAUCACUGUGCGCUCGGAAAGAAUAUCUGUGGUUCCCGUACUCACCUCCAGCAAUUAGCUGCAGCCAGCAUGCACACUGGACAAUGGGCAGGAAGCAAGUGUGCACCAUUCUGUUGCACCAGUAGCAUAUUUGAGAGUUUCCUUUUGCUCCGUUGUCCACUGUGUAGGAAGAGUCUUAUUUGUUCAAAACGUCCAGGCAAUCUGGAAGUAACUGGGCUGGGGGGGGUGGGACUCGUGUUUAACUACUGGAAGGAAUUUAGUGCAGGGAUGGUGGUGUGAUCAUGCCAAGAACUAUCAGUAGGGCAAAAAUGUCAGAGAAAAAAGGCUGCCUUUGAACCAUGAAUCUCACAGCCUGGGCCACCAUCAGCCCGCUAGUCCUCUUUGAAAUUAUUGGAAUCCCCCUGCGGGGAUCCUCAUUCUCUGAUCUCCUUUUUCACAUUUGGGAAUUGAAAGGAAGAGCUAUUACUUUUGGGGAGGGGGGGAGAGGAGGGAAGGAAAGCUCUUAGCUCUUCUUCUCUCUUCCCAGAGCAGAGCAGUCCCCUUCAGCCAAAGAUGGCAGCCUGGCAUGACCUCUUCCUGCAGCAGCCAAUUGAACCCGGGGCACGAAAGUAGGGUGGGGAAUUGAAGGAAGGUGCCUGGUUGGGUGAAGGCUGUUCUGCGUGUAGCAAAUAGCUUGGUUAAUUAGUCAGUAAGCGGAUUUGAACUGCCUGGGCACACUCUUCUCCAGAAAGUUGGGCGGGGGCAGGAGCAACAGCAAGGUCAGGAUCCUGCGAGGACUGAAAGCUUCAUUCUCUACCUGCCGCCUCCUGAAAAUCUGCACUUUUUCUUGGACUGAACCACUUAACCUUCGUUCUGGGACGCAGGGAAGGUUGGAAGAGCAGGAAUUAGCCUUUGGGGUAGGGGAAAUGUUCUCUGCCCUCCCCGCCUCUCUGGGGCUGCCCUUGAUGGGACAGUCUAGACGUGACCUUCCUGGCUGGGUGUGCUUUUGAAUCGUUAGCCUUGAGGAGGAUGGAGUUGUCUUCCUCCCCCCCACCCCCAAAACAGGAAGGAAAAAAAAGCCCGUAGGAGCUGCAGGGUGAGGGGCUGAUCCCAGCCCACUGGAGGGGAUUGGGGGAACUCUCUUUCUCUGCCUUAGCCCAGGCUAUUGCAUCAGUCUUCCCAGGGGCAAGGGGGUAGAAUUGUAAAUGGGCGUCUGAGUAUUACAAGUACACCGCUUCUGUCUUGGCGAGGGGGUGCAUGGGGGGCAUAGCUGCUCUGUUGGACUCUCUCUCCAAGGUCUCUGUUCAAACGUGUUCUUUGCUGCAAACCUGACACGCUCUAAGAGUCUGAUGAUCCUCUGCUCUCUCGUCCGUAUCCCCCACUUGUCUCAACCCACGGAGAACCUCUGGCCCUUGUUGUUCCAAACAGAAGCUGGGAGCUCCCAGCUGCUCUCCCCACAUCCUGCAAAUCUGGAAUGCCUGGGAUUCUGUGCGAAAAGCCGUGAAAGAGAAAAGUAACAUCAGAACCCAGUGCACAGCUGGAGCUCUUUCAGAUGAUCCUCAAGCAGUGCCCAGCGCACCUCCUGCAUGUUUCUGUGGUCCCUACGUUGGUCUGUUUGAAAUGUUUUCUGUGUACGCAGCAGGGAAAUAAAACAAAUUCAGAGCUUCAA